Molecule: messenger RNA, 2564 nt
Organism: Prorocentrum cordatum
Lineage: Eukaryota; Dinophyceae; Prorocentrales; Prorocentraceae
Source: the annotation of a GenBank genome assembly
CGGUGGCCGUGUCGCUGUUGAUGGGCAGCGUGGCGCGCGAGGGCAGCGUGGCGGCGGCGCUGCUCGGCGUCUGGACGGCGGUGGCCUGCCUCCUGGGAGCCGCCGCGGCGCCCAUGGUGCUGGGCACCGCGUGCACGCGGCUGCAGGACCUCGCGGUCCUGCUCGCCGCCGUCCUGCACACGCGGCAUGCGGCCGCCUCCGCCGCGGUUCCAGGCCCGCCUACGGAGCACCUGGCGAUGUUCUGGACCGUCGCCAUGCCGCUGGCCGGCACCGGCUGCGGAGUGGUUCUCUGCUACGCGCUCCUCGUGCUGACGCUGCAGCUCCUUGCCGGCGAGGCCGCCGUCGAAGCUGGGUACUUGGCCGCGGCGCUGCUGCUCGCUGCGCCCGUGGUCGCGCUCGAAAACCAGACCGCGGAGCUCUGGGACCGCCUGCAGCGCGGCCAGGCCGGGCUUCAGCGCCUGCUGGAGAAUGCGGGUGGCACGCACUGCGUGGUGGACGUGUCUACCGGGAGCCUCGUGUCGUGCAGCGAGGACUUCCGGCUGAUCUUCGGCGUGCCCGCCGAGCAAGGCCAGAGCAUCGUGGACCUCGCGACCUCCACGCAAGACCAGGACGGGCUGCGCCAGCUCCUGCGGACUUCCCGCCUGGCGGCCCGCACCUCCCGCUUGGAGUCCUGCUUCGUGGCGUCGCUGCGCGCGGCGGGCGCCGCGAGCGGGGCCGCGGCGCGCCUGGUGCCGUACGACCUGUCCGGCGGCCGCUUGUACCUCCUCGUGCAGGUGCAGGCCGGGGAGGGCCUGGGCAAGCGCGUGUGGGCCCGGGAGCAGGCAGUGGCGGAGCGCGAGGCGAGGUGCGCGGUGCUGGAGCAGGCCCUCGCCGCGCGCGACGCGCGCGCGGGCGAGCUGGAGAACGCCCUGGGGGAGAUGCACGCGCUCUACGAGCAGGGCCGCAGGGCAGCCACGGCCAGUCCGCCUUCCCCGCAGGCGCGGCGAGGUGCCCGCGCUUCCUCCGGGAGGCCGCGCUGCUUCCAGAUCCCCGCGCUGGCCGUGAGCAGCCCGCAGAGCGGUGCCAGCUUCGCCUCGUCGGACAGCCAGCCCGUCGGCCCGCCUGUGGAGCGCGACCUGCUCGCUUUCCCCGAGGUCUCGAAGAAAUACCUGGACAAGUCGUUGCGGCGUGUCACGGGACGAGAACCCAGCCCCCCUUCUGCUGUCAUUCUAAAGGAGGGCCUCGGCAAGACCCCGAAGUACAAGGUGAGGAAGAAGGAGAGCCCCAUAGGGAGCCCGAUCAAGGACAGCACGGACCAGCACUACACGGUUCUCAAGGGCGGGGUGGGCGAGAAGGUGGUAGAGGAGGAGGAGCGCGGGCACGAUGAGGGCCUCGGAGUGGCCUCGCUGGAGGACGUCUUGGGUGCUCAUGACCUCUACGUAUUCUUCCAUAUGUUGUCGGCUGUCUGCCUCGUCGCCCUCGUCAGCACUCUUCCUGCCAUGUCCGCGGGGCUGUUGAUGGGGGGCGCUCGCAAGCGACAAGCCGCGGCCGCGAGCUUGCCGCCGGCGGGAGCUUCCCUGGUCCGUGGGGCGCGCAAGGCUGGCUUGCAGUCGCCGACGCUGCCAGUGCUCCAGGCAUCGCCCGCGAGCCGCCAGGGCUCGAGCGGUGGCCCCACGCCGCAGCAGCGGGCUCGGCUGAUCCAGCCGCCAGCGGGCAUGCCAGUGCUCAACGCGGCCUCCGUGCGCACGGCGUCGGGGCGUCAGGCUUACCUCUCGAUGCUGGUGGGUUUCGACAACUGGACGAGACAGCAUCGACGGGCUACGCAGGAGCCUGCUCAGAUGGACCGAGCGGUCCGCGACUACAUCCGCCAUCUCUUCGAGCGGGGGUAUCACCAGACCUACGCCAACCGUAUGAUAGCGGCGGUGGCGUGGCGCGAUCCGCGCUAUGCCAGAACGGGCCAGUUCGAGCUGCCGCUGUCCAAGCAAGCCGCCAAGGGGUGGCGCAACCUGGCCCCAGCUCGCAGCCGAAUGGCCCUUCCGUACGAGGUCGUCGCCAUGGUGGUCAACUACGUGUCCCAUCAGCGCGGCACCCCCGAGGCGCUCGCGAUCUGGCUCCUCUUCGAGAUCUACGGCCGCCCAGGCGAGAUCCACGGGCUUCGCCUGCAGGAUGUGGCGCCGCCGGCGCCUUCCGCGUCAGGGGCUCACCGCUACACCUCGGUGACGCUCCACGCGCAGGAGGUCGGCGACGUCUCGAAGACGGGAGAGCUCGACGCCGCGAUCCGUCUCGACCUCGAGCGCCAGGCAGGCCUGGCUGCGGGGCUGCUGGCGAUGGCCGCCGCGCGGCGCCGCGCGGGAACGCCGCCCUGGGCGCCGCUUUUUGCAGUCGACCAGCGCAGCGUGGCCAACGCAUGGCGUGGGGCUGUCACCGCCCUCGGCCUCCGGAAGCUGGGUGCCUGCCACGUCUACCAGCUCCGCCACUCAGGCCCAAGCCACGACUACGCAGCAGGGCUGCGCGACUUGGAGCAGAUCAGGCGGCGUGGGCGCUGGAAGAGCUGGAGCUCAGUCCGCAGGUACGCAAAAAAGGAG